This is a messenger RNA of Asparagus officinalis (garden asparagus), 2411 nucleotides long. Its product is annotated as probable tRNA (guanine(26)-N(2))-dimethyltransferase 2. The transcript is spliced from 13 exons. The coding region runs from base 513 to 2252 and encodes 579 amino acids. Gene Ontology annotation, biological process: tRNA N2-guanine methylation. Gene Ontology annotation, molecular function: RNA binding. The record is from RefSeq and is a predicted model, not a curated record. Gene Ontology annotation, cellular component: nucleus. Lineage: Eukaryota; Viridiplantae; Streptophyta; Magnoliopsida; Asparagales; Asparagaceae.
GAUCGCAUCUUUUUUUUUGUUUUUUUUUGUUUUUGAAUUGAUGCGUGCACAGCAUCCAGCGAUUUAUUUGAUAAUUUGGGAGGUUAUUAACCAGGGGAGGGGAAAAAAUCUACCUUUUUAAUGGUUGUUUUCAAUGCUCAAUGUUAUUUGACUUAUAUAUUUGACGAGAUUUAUAAUUUAACGCGCUAUUGAUCUAAUACCAUCGGAAGCGGGUUUAAUCUGUAAAUUUUCCUAUGACCUGUUUCAAAUGGGUGUUGUUGUACGUACUUGAAAUUUUGCUACCACGGUGGAAAAGAAGAAGAAGAAGAAGAAGAAGAAGAAGAAAAGAUUAAUCUUUAACCCUAACUUGGAAAAAUUCUGGAAUCAUUACUUCUUUACUUGAGCAAAGUCGAGUGUCUAGGUAUUGCUAAGUGUCCAAAGGUGCCCGAGAAUCUUGAUGGGGGGCCACACUUAUGUCUCAUAAACUCUUAAGCAAAUGUCUAGAAAAUUGCACGCCUUCCAUUUGCUGCUAGAUGAAUAUGUCAUAUACGCUGGCUAAAGGAUCUACUUAUGUUACUGAGGUUAACAACCGAGACAUGUCCAUUGCUGUACUGAGGACGUUUAUUGAAAAGCGCAAGGAAGAGCAUGCUGCGAAGUUGAGUAGAAAGGUAAAAUCAGAUCAUAAAGCGCCUGAGGCGACAUCUUCCGCUACUGCUGUAGCAGAGGAUGGAAUUUCUGCUCAACGUGAAGCAUCAAAUGGAGACUCUGAUAUCCUGCCGAACCAAUCUACGGGUGUAAAAGACAAGACCGAUGAUGAGCUAGUAAAUUCUGAUUCAGCAGCAGGACAGAGAGAACCGAAAGCACCGAAAGUACUUGAGGCUUUGGCUGCUUCUGGGUUAAGAGCAUUGAGAUAUGCUCGAGAAGUAGACGGGAUUGGUCAGGUUGUAGCACUGGACAAUGAUAAAGCUUCAAUUGAAGCUUGCAAGAAAAACAUAAAAUUCAAUGGCUCUAUGGCAUGCUCAAAGGUGGAAGCUCAUCUUGCGGAUGCUAGAGUUCACAUGCUCACUCAUCAAAAGGAAUUUGAUGUGGUGGAUCUUGAUCCCUAUGGAUCACCUUCUGUGUUUUUGGACUCAGCUGUACAAUCGGUUGCUGAUGGAGGCAUGCUAAUGUGUACAGCUACUGAUAUGGCAGUGCUAUGUGGGGGCAAUGGGGAGGUCUGCUAUUCAAAGUAUGGCUCCUAUCCUCUGAAAGGAAAAUAUUGCCAUGAGAUGGCUCUGAGGAUUCUCCUUGCCUGCAUUGAGAGCCAUGCAAACCGCUACAAGCGUUACAUUGUUCCUGUCCUCUCUGUGCAGAUGGAUUUCUACAUCAGGGUUUUUGUUCGCAUAUACACUUCUGCAAGUGCAAUGAAGAAUACUCCCCUGAAACUGUCGUACGUGUAUCAAUGUGUUAGUUGUGAUUCGUUUCAUCUGCAAAGUCUUGGGAGGACAGUGACUAAGAAUAAUAGCGUGAGGUAUCUGCCAGGCUUUGGUCCCGUGGUCUCUCAGGAGUGUGGUGAUUGUGGUAAAAAGUUUAACAUGGGUGGGCCCAUAUGGUCUGCUCCCAUGCAUGAUCAAGAUUGGGUACUUUCUAUUCUAGCAAAUGUUAAAUCCAUGAAGGAAAGGUAUCCUGCAUAUGAGAGAAUUUCUGCAGUUCUAACAACAAUAUCUGAGGAAUUGCAUGAUGUGCCUCUCUUUGUCAGCCUCCACAAUUUGUGUGGCACUCUGAAAUGUACCUCCCCAUCUGCUGUUAUGUUCCGUUCUGCAGUAAUUAAUGCUGGAUACCGCAUCUCAGGCAGCCACGUGAAUCCACUUGGCCUUAAAUCUGAUGCCCCAAUGGAUGUCAUUUGGGACAUUAUGCGCUGCUGGGUCAAGAAUCACCCAGUGAAACCGCAGCCAGCAGAUCAGCCGGGAACUGUGAUUCUUGCUAAAGAACCAACACUUCAAGCAAAUUUUUCAAGAGCCGUCUCUUCCCUCAGCAAGGCACAAGCGAAGAAAGUGGCAAGGUUCCUUCCAAACCCCGAGAGGCAUUGGGGUCCAAAGGUCAGGGCUGGGAGGCGAAUAACAAGCAAGCAUGUCUCAUUGUUGGGUGCUGAGGCUCUAAACGGGACUAACAGCCAUGGACAGGGCAAGGGAAGUGCAGAAAUUGUUGCAGAGGAAACCGAUGGGAACGAAAACAUAAGCCAUGAAGGAGGCGAAGGACCUGAUACAAAGCGUCAAAAGACUGGGGAUGAUUAAGAGACUAAUCUUCAACAUGAAAAGUGUAUUAUUAGUUUGAGGUUCUUUAACUUUUCUGCUAUAUGAGUGCUGCGCGAGCGAGUCUAAUUUAUUUGUUAGACGAGUGUUAAUUGUUUAGGGAUUAAUAAAAAAUUCUCAAGUGAUUUUGUUUUUGUGAAA